Messenger RNA from Pecten maximus, 9574 nucleotides. RefSeq names its product clarin-2-like. Bases 358 to 1197 code for a protein of 279 amino acids. The record is from RefSeq and is a predicted model, not a curated record. The transcript is spliced from 4 exons. Lineage: Eukaryota; Metazoa; Mollusca; Bivalvia; Pectinida; Pectinidae.
AAAAAAAAAAAAAAUCCGUUUGUUAUGUUUUCGAACUCAUUAUCUAACUUUGUCCAAAUUUUUAAUUUGAUUCUUGCGGGAAAGCUGAAAUUUAUUCAUUAAGUUAUUCAAGAAAUAAAAAAAAAUGUUUUCAUUUCUUUGUCUGGUGCGAGGAACACGGACCGAGUUUGGAAGAAACGUACAAAACUUCAUCCGCUCGUGAAUUCCAAGCGUCUAACCUAUCGGGCUAUACUUCCGGUUUCUCUUGGGUGUGACAGAUUUGUUAUCAACUUUCGUUAUCUGUUCAAUGUAAUUCUCCAUUCACGGUGAAUACCACAGCUCCCACCAGAAGCAAAAGAGGAGAAAUUCUGUGCGGACAUGGGGGAAACAAAGAAGGGAUUUGUCGGAUUUACGAUAUUCGUAAGCUUAGCAGCAAUCGGGCUGGUUGUUGGUGCAUUUGUCACAGAACAUUGGAUAUCCGCGUUUGCACAGAAGACAAACAAUACAUUGACUAAAAAUGCUACCGUUGAAACUGACGGAACUCUGAAAUUCACAGGAAAUAUAACUUUCGGAUUAUUUGCAGGAACAAGAUUCGUUAAUUAUGGAGUCGGUGCGAGACGGCAAACAAUCGAAGUGGUUUGUGACGGAUCAUCUGGAUAUUGUCUCUUGUACAACACCACCAGAGCUAAUUAUAACAAGAGAACAAAACUGCAGACGGCCAUAGACGAAUACAACAAUGCUUCAGCCAUCUUGACAGACACAUCAGUAAAAGAAGAGUUGUACGAGUUCGGCCUGUUCCCGUAUGGACUGUGGGUUGCCACCAUUGUGUUAUCAUCACUUGGCAUGGCCUGGGGGUUGGUCUCCAUUGGAUUCUCCAUCUUCAACAUUGUCGGCAAACCAAUAGAAACUAUCACAGGCCCCAUGGGCCUUUAUCUCUGGAACGGUCUGGCAUUACUGUUUUCGGCCCUCGGGAUGGUGAUGUACCUUGUUCUGUACUUCCGUUACUACAAGUACAAUGUGCUACCGUUGGAGGAUCGACUUGCUCACUUCAGCACCGAGGACAACGCCAAUCUUGAUUACUCUUUCUACUUACUGGUGGGCGCUACUGGCCUCUACUUGAUAAACCUGUUACUGCUCAUGUUCUCCGGAGUCCGACUCAAAUGUGGCUUCACACGGGAGGCUGACAAAGUCAUCGAUAACGGAAUUAUACUGUAUUAACAUAAAUGCCAUACUGUACAAAUAUUGUAAACAAUAUUGUAUCUUUAUGCAUUAAUGAAAAUGUUAACAUAUCAAGGUACAUUCCCAUGGAAGUGUGGCAUUUGGCUUUAAAUGAAAAAACAUGUAAAAUCAUGCAACAGCUCUUUUUGUAUUAAAUGAUUCAAGAAUUUUUAGUAUACGUAUACGAUGGUAGCUCUAUGAAAAAAAAAAAAAUCUCUUUGUCUGUACCCACAAUACCAUUGCAUAAAAUGAAUUCCAACUUUGUAUGGACAAUCGCUUGUGUCAGUAAAAAAUGAGCUGGACUUGUUUUCUGUAAAAUAGAUAUGACUGAAAAAUUGCUGUUUUAUUGGCCUGUAAAAAUUGGAAAAUCUACUUCAUAACAAAAAUAUUUCCCUGAAGAAAAUUUGUAAACUUCAAGAUUCUUUAACAUUUAAAAGAGUUGUUGCAUGAUCUAUAAAUGAUUGAAGUGGCUGCUGUUGUACUUUGACCACUCCAGCGAUUUGUAGUAGGUUCUGAGAGGGUUGAUGUUAUGUGUGUACAAGUUGUGAGGGAUAAUGUUGACCUCUUAAGGGAUUUUGAGGUUAAAGGUCAUCUGUCGGGCUGCAUUUAAGGGAUUAUGUUGGUCUGUCCACUGGAAGAAUAUUAAGCAGAUUGUAGGGCCCCGACUGGUCAUUUUAGGGUGUAGGGCCCCGACUGGUCAUUUUAGGGUGUAUGGCCCUGAUUGGUCAUUUUAGGGUGUAGGGCCCCGACUGGUCGUUUUAAAGUGUAGGGCCCCGACUGGUCAUUUUAGGGUGUAGGGCACAGACUGGUCAUUUUAGGGUGUAGGGCACAGACUGGUUGUUUUAAAGUGUAGGUCGACCCUGUCAGGCCAUUUUAGGGCAUUUUGUUGGUGUGACAACAACAGAGUAACAUAUUGUUUGACCACUCAAGGAGUCUACAGUAGGUUUCUGUUGAAGAGGCAAAAAUGAUUUAUGCUUAUUUCGCCAAGGUCAAGUCCAAGUUUGCUCUGUCUCUCCUUGACCUAUGGAGAGAAAGUCUGAAAGCUUGAGGGCAGGGCAGUAAAACCUGGUACCUGCUGUUGUACUUUGGAAAAAUUACUUUGGAUUAUUAUAUAAUGUACCAUUCUUAUAGUAAAUACAAAGAAAUUUGCUUGGUACUGAUUAUUAUACAUUUGCUAUAUAAAGUUAUCUGUACCUUGGCGCCCAAAAUGUUAAUUGGGUAGCAGGGUAAUUAUGCCAUAAUAGUUUGCUAGUUUGAAUCCAUCCACACCUAACUUGGUUGAUGAAAAUCAUUUAUAUUUUUCAAAAAUUUACUUUUGUCAUUUAAAAAAAAAAAUUGUUUUACAAAUAUAUUUUGUCAUUCCUUGAAAUGUUGGUUACUCCGUGGUGGGGCCAAGAUCAGUUUCAUGAAAACAUGUUUCUGUGGAAUAUUUUGUUUUGUUGAUUUUGCAUAUUUAUCCAAUAUCUAAAAUCUCUUGAGCUAAAUUAUAUAAUUAUGGUGAAUUUCUUUCUAGUAUGUUAAAUUGAAAUUGACAUAUAGUUCUAAUACCAAAACCAAUAUAAAUUUCAAUCAGUUGUAUAUACAAUGAUAUGCACAUCUACAGGGCAUUUAUAAUUAACAGUGAAAGUCAUAUCCUACAUAUUUUUGGAAAAAAAUUUGAUGAAAUUGUUGGAUCACACAUUCCAGGUAAAAUCAUGCCUUUAUUACGGGAUUUUCCAACACUUGAAUAAUCCAUUACAUCUCUUGGUAUUGGGUCUCAUAAUAGUUUCGAAACAAUUUUCCAGAACUCAUCUUAAAAAAAAGUCCUGUUUUAAUUUUCUAGUUACUCCAUUAACAAAGAGCUACUGUAACAGCUUGAAGUACAUGACUACAUUUGUGUUUGCUUUAACUUAUUUCUAUCAUUUUAUAGUCACAAGCUUAUGGAUGUAGAGUUAAAACUGUAGUUUAACAGUUUAUCUGUUUUUUUAAUGUCAUAUUUACACAGAUGCAAUGCAAGAAAAUCUGAUGAUGUUAUGAAUAUCUUUACUUAGAAAUCCUAUAAAUAGCCAUGAAUUGAACUUAAUCAUCCUGUAGUUGAAUUUUCUGUGUUUAACUCUGCCUUGGCAAAUAUUGGAACUCUGUGGACUUGGCGGAUAACCUUCGUUUAAUGAACAUUAUUGCAGUCUAACUUGAAUUUUUAGAAAAAUCUGUAAUUUAACAUUACUGAAGUUUAAAUAACCUCAAGAUUGUUAUUUUUUAUUUGGUAUAAAUAGUUUCAGUGAAUCCAAACAGUAAAAUAUUCAAUAAUCAAUUUGUUUCUUGUAAGAACAUUUUAUAAGUUUUAAAUACUGAUUUACAGAAGAUGUUUUUCCUAAGAAUCUGGAAUGUGUAACAAGAAAACAGCUACCUAAAGUGAUUCUGGUUCCAUUAUCAUGGCUAUUUUAGUAAUUAUGAAAUCCAAAAUCCAUCCAGAUAAUUGUUGAUGUAGUUUUUCGAUGCUUUUUCUUUGCUUUUUAUCUUAUAUACAUUACUUCACCCUGUUUUUCUGUACCGGAGGUUAAUUUCAAGCCAGUGAAUUACAAGCAUUAUUAAUAUUUAUUUUUUCCAAUACCACCUGGCGCUCUGAGAGUGAGAGUGUUGAUUUUCGUCAACUGUCUAUAAAACUUAGAGAAUUAAGACUUUCUAUCAUAAUCUUACAUAAUUAUGUACCUGUAUAUAUUAGUAUCAUGUGAUUACCCGAUUAAUCGAAUUAAAAAUAUUUGUUAAUGCCUAUCGUUGCCCUGAAUUGGAAUGUUUUUCUUGCCAGCUGGUUUUGGUGGAAAACAUUCUUAUAGUUGUUCUUAAUGAAAAUGCACACACCUUAUCUUUUUACACGUUUCAAGUAUUUGUGUGUUCACAAUCAAUUUUUAGUUAAAUUCACUGUUUAAGUAUUUUGCACAAGACACAUGCAUGUGAUAAUUGGUGCCUGUUAAAAUUCAUUUGCAUAAAUUAUGCACAAUUAGUAUAAACUUCAGAUUUGAUAAAGGUGGUGACCUUUUCAUGAGCACAUGAUGAAGACAAGAUGUUUGUGUUUAAUCAAGGAAGGUUUUGUUAUUUUGAUGUCCGUAAUUGUGAUAUUGGCAUCUGCCACAUGUUGUUGUUGUUGUUGUUGAUAUGCUAAUAUAGAUCACAUGCUAAAAAAUCUGAUCAAAAUUGUUAUAUUAUUGCUACCAUAUCAUGUUGAAGAGGUUGUAUUUGAAUUUAUUUGAGAGUAUUUGAGCCAUAUGUUUUCAUUUUCUCACACAAUAUGUUGAAAAUUUACUUAAUAACUAUAUUGUUUUAAAGUUGAAUACAUUCCAUAUAUUUCACUUUUCAAGUUCGAAAGUUGGCAUUUGGGAAAUUAAUCGUAUAACUACUACAAUUAUUGACAUGGAUAAUUUGAAAAACAUUUUUGUGGUGUUAAGGUCGCUAUUUUCAGAGAGUUGUUUUUGUACUUCUGAAAAUGGAACAAAGUCAUGAAAAAUGGAUACCUUGAAAAUGGAAGUACAUUUUAACAGGAAGUGAUGAGUUAUAUUUGUAAAAUAAAAAAACUUGUCCGGUUUAGUUGUAGUGGACAGUAGGGUUCCCACAAAACAGCAGUGUUCUCACCAGUCCAUUUCAUAUUUAGAAAAAUAAGGAGCAUUUUCAUAAUUUCUGCACACAAAAAAAGAGAAAAAAAGCAAGAAUACAAUCUUUUAUGCUCCAAACUUUUGUAAGAAGAGCAUAAAUUUGAAAAAUGCAAAAAUCAACUUUCAGUGCUUAAAACUUUAAGUAAAGAGUAAAAUAAAAAAUAAAAAUUAGCCAUGAAAAACAUUUGCAUUAUAAAGAUCAGACCUGCUGUAAAUACUUGUGAAGUUGGCAAACAAAUUUUUUAGCUACAGCUCUGUAUUUGUAUUGUCUUUUAGGCAUAUACUCAUUGAAAUGUAUUUCCCCUCCAAUUGACCAUUUAACAACCUUUGUGAUCAUGUGCAGUUAGAUACUUUUAUAAGUUGUUUUAUAAAGAUGAUGAAUAAUUACUUGCCAUAUUUAUUUCACAGCUCUUGCCCCCAAAAUGAUAUUUAUAAUAUUAUCCUGUGUACUGUGGACAAACCCAUUGUUGUUCUGUACCAAGCAGUGUUGUAAAUAACUUAAUGAGUAGUGAUCAAUCAUCAUGAUAUUUCAAAUGUCCAUCAGUCAUGAACAGAAAUUUAGGUAAAUAUCUAUUAGAGUAUAAAGAGAAUCGGAAAAAUUCAGUGAAUAUGCUUUUAUCUAGCAAUGUUUAUCAAUGUUGUUUCAAUGCAUUUUCACAAUUUUUCUUCAUUUUUGCAAGGUCAGGUUUUAUAAUAUUUUGUUUUCUCUUUUAGGAGGAAGAGCUUAUAAUCAUAAUUCUAUUACGCAAAAAACUCCCAUACUAAAGGUGAUAUAGAUGGACACAGCAAUGUUCAGUACAAAUACUACGUUUAGUUCUGACUCUUUAAUCAUUAGGAGUUCUUCUUGUCUGUUGUAUCAGAUUUUCAAUUCUUUGUUUUAGCUCCUGGCCUGAAAUAGUGGAUUCUUUAUUUGAAAUAUUUCCAAAUAAUAUGUUUUAUAUACACUAUUAAAUUAUAGUAGCCUUAUUAUGCUGAUUUUAAGCAAUGCCUUUUCUAGUCUAAUCAUUGUUCUGAGGGCCUGUCUCAAACUAUUCAUCUGAGAUUAAUUUUGAACCAUAAACAAAACUUUCAUUAGAAACAGAGGCAUUUUUGUCCAUUAGACAAUUAUAUUUUACCUGUUGGUGAAUAGAAAUUAAUUGUGGAUAUUGUGAACCCUUGCCAUUAUUCUUAAGGAUUUAAACAUUUAAAGUAGGCACAACUUUAUUAUCUAUGUAUUGUUUUCACCUAUAUUUUUCUGUUAGAUAAUAUUUUUACUGGGCAUAUAGUAUUUUGAAAAUAACUAUAAGUGUGAGGCUAGUCAAUAUAAUCUAUGUUGCUGUUAUUAUAGUUUCAACUGUAAUUAAUAAGUGUUUGCCAUUUUAUCCUUGAAACCUUUUACAAAAGUGGUACGUUUUUCAUCAUGUGAGAUUUUGGUCUGGAUCAUUAGAAUUUAUACAUAAAUCUGAAAUUUCCACUCAGAAACUCUCGACAAAGUACCAUUUAAUGAUUAAAGAUUUCAGAAUAUUUUGUAUUUCCUAAUUAUUGUUUGUAACAUUUCAUGAUGCGACAACCUUGUGUCUACAUAGCUUAAUGCAGUUGAUUUAUCACUGGCAUCUGGCGUAUCGGUGUCAUUUCAAAUUUUCAUACCCCAUGAAAUUCUUACCCAGGUGAGUAUUUUAUGGUGAUGAACAUUUUAUAGGACACCCAUAUUUAAUCUGUGAAAUACCUAGAGUCUUAAGUAAGGAGUAAAGCACAGGGAGAAGUAAGGGACUUACCCUCAAACCUCAAAUUUUUAUAAAAAUAUUAUGUUCGGGGGUUGAUCUGUACCUGGAAAAUGCACAGAAAAUAAAGAUACAGGUACUUUUCAAAACUACAUUGUAAACUAUUAAAUAUUUCAAUCAAAACUUGACAAAAAUAAUUAAAACAUUAUUUGAAUUAUCUGCCCUUCAAUAUCAUUAUUGGCGCCAAAAGUAAUAAAACAUUAUUUGAAUUAUCUGCCCUUCAAUAUCGUUAUCGGCUCCCUACUUGUAUGUUUUCUGUUGGGAUGAAGUUAUUCAAGAUUCUAUCAAAACUUAAUAAAACUGUAAACAAAACACAGAUGGCAAAAAAUAUCCACAAUGUUAGAUACCCAUACAGGUUUAUUUAUCUCGGGAUUGAUUUUGACAUUGUAUAAGAAAACUUAUACGAGUAUUGACCUUUUAUACACAUUCCUGUAGGUUUUAGCCAGACAGAGCAGAGUACAGGCUAAACAGACACAGGGUUAUAUAUAGGCAGAUUGUUUUAGGCUGUCCAAUUGUACAUAAGUAGAGCGACUAUAUUUUUGUAUGUAAUGGUAGAAUUGUGUUGAUAUCCAUGUAUAUGAUAUUGUAUAUAACACACACAUAUAUAUAUAUGUUUAUACACUGAAAUGUACAGUACACGUUUCUUGAUUUGGAUUUUUUUAUCUAUAUAAAUGUACAAUAUUUUUAAACGGAGGUGCUUUACAUGGUUCCUGUAAUGAAACAAAUGUUUCAUGUUUAUCUAAUGUUUGUGAUUUGUACGCGAAAAAAAAAAAUUUGGUAACAAGACGCAACAAUUGUUUGUUUUUGUCUAAUACUUGUAGUUGUGAUUUGUUCGCAAAAAUGUAGUACUAUCUGAAGUGUAACAAAUGUUUCGUGUAUGUUCUAUUAUCAUAUAGUUGUGAUUUGUACGAAUGGUAAAUCUCGUCGUUCAUUUCUCUAUAUUAAUUGAUUAUCUCAUAAACAGUUAAUACCCCAUGUAGUUGCAAUUAUAUAAAGUUCUUCACAGAAUAUGUUGGUUAAAAUAUUAUUCAGAUGUACAAAUGUUUAUAAAAUUGAAGAAAUUAGAAAAAUACAUUUAAGCUGCCUCCCUUUACAGAAAAAUCGAACCUGAUUACAUACAUGUACAUCAAGAAUAUCACAAAGAGGCCUGGAAUCAAAACAGCACCAUUUUUGAUUUCAUGUCACUCAGACAAUAUGCUGUUUUUGUGAACGUUGACAAAUUGGUUAGUUAAUAAACAUAAUUUCACAAUUGUUUCAAUUUUUUUAAUAGAAUUUCUUUUUAACUUCACCGGAGUGAAAACAUUUUGAAAAUCUGUUUCUUAAAUUCUGAUAUGUAAGUAAAUACAUGUAAGAUUCUUUGUGUGGGUGUACAUGUGUAAAUUUGUGUUUUUGUUUUUUAUCUAAGUCAGUCGCAUUCACUGCAUGUUGUAGUAAAUUAUAUAGGAUUACCUCAUGCCUAGUUCACAGUUUACGAAACAAUAUAGAUUCUAGUGUUCUGUUGUAUUUCUUAUCAAUCAAAUGAUUUUUCUAAUCUAGUCUAUUGAUUUUAAUGAUUAAUUUAUUGAUGAUUUAUUGAUUUUACAAUAUAAACUUGUUCAAAGUUUGAUUUUUAACAUAUCAUUUGUUGUUAUUAUACAUAAGAUGUAAUACAUGUAUGUAAAAUGAAUGCAUUAAAAUUCAGACUAGGGUUUUCCUUUAUUAGGUACAUGUAUGUAUAAUGGAUGUUUAUUGAAUCCUUCAUUUGUUAAUUAUAUAUUUUUUUAUUUAAACAAGUCAAGCAUUCCAUACUGGUUGUUCUCAUAGCCAUGACUAUUAUAUAUAUAAUGUAACAUCAGAGGAAAAUUAUAUUAUGACCAAGAUUUGAACCUGUAACUUCUGACCUUAAUACGAGUGUGUAAGUACCAAUCAAGCUUCCUGGUUUACAGGUAUUGUUUGGCACAUUUAUAAUAAACUCAUCCCGAGUUUUUAUAAAACUGUUAAAACCAAGGUUUGGGUAUCCUAAUCUUAGUACAUACAUGUAAAGGUCAGGGUAGCUAACCCUUACACCAUGGAUACAUGUAGCUAGGUCAGGGCAGACAACUCUUCAUUCUGUUUUCAAAAAAGCAUUCAGAAACCUAGUAAUUCAGUAAAUGGCGUUAAAGAUGAUGGGUUACAGUACUUAGUACAAAAGUAAUCAUGCUUGAUUAUCAAAGUUAAAUAAAAGGGUGAAAUUGAAAAUAGAUAGCAGAUUUUUCUACAUUCUUUAAUUAAUCAAAGUUUUUUAUAAAAAGUUAAAUAAAAGGUUGAAAUUGAAAAUAGAUAGCAGAUUUUUCUACAUUCUAUAAUUAAUCGAACUUGAAAGUUUUAUAGAAAGGGUCAAAUUAAGUGUUACUCUUACAUAUCUUACCUAAUGUGAUUGGUUAAUUAAUUAAAAGGUUAAAUUAUUUCAUAAAAUAAAGAGAUAUUAUAGUAGUUUUCAUAUAAUUUAGUUAUAAUGCAAUGGUCAUAUAUAUUAAAAAUUGUGUAGUAACUAUAUAAAAAGUAUAGAUUAUACAAUGUAUGAAGCAUGGUUAAGAACCAUUACAAAUGUAUGGUCUUUGCCAUUCAAUAUGAAGAUGAACAUAAUCAAGCAAUUUUUUGGAACAUUUCGGCAUUCCUCAUCAAUAAUUGAAUUCGUUAAAGACAAUGGGCAAAACAAGUUUUUUGGUAUUUAGUUUUAGAGUUGCAUUGCUUACAACUUCUACAUACUUGAAGUAUUCAUAUUCAUGAUUUGUUUUUAUCAGUAAAACUGAUCAGGUGAAUUUGUAAAAUAAUCAUAGAUACUUUUAUUUUGUGAUGAGUUUAUUGUCCCAUAAUCACUGAAUUUUUCAACUGUACUAGAACCAUCCGUCGUUGAAAGUUCGCAUUUGAGAGUUAGACUGUAUGUAAUGCCAUGACUUUCUUACAUGAAUGUAAAGCACAUAAUUUACAUGUAACUGGUAGAACCAAGAGGAAUAAAAUAAUAGAAAUGUU